This is a messenger RNA of Trichoderma aggressivum f. europaeum, 993 nucleotides long. RefSeq lists its product as uncharacterized. The record is from RefSeq and is a predicted model, not a curated record. The coding region runs from base 1 to 993 and encodes 330 amino acids. Lineage: Eukaryota; Fungi; Ascomycota; Sordariomycetes; Hypocreales; Hypocreaceae. The transcript has a single exon.
AUGGAUUUCCUUGCGGCAUGUGAAGACCUUGCUGCCAACGUUGCAGCAUUUGACUUUGUUGAUGGUCCCUCCGAUGUCUCUGAAUCCGAUCAGUCAAUAUGGCAGGCUCUUUUUGAUCUCUCCUCCGACGAAGCUGUCGAAGCCAUUCGAAACUGGAGGGCCGACUUCGCUCGCCCGACGCUCUCGCAGGAAGCAUGGCUCGUAGUCAAAGAAGCCAAAACCUCUGAGGGAUUCAACAAGGAGUCAUACGAAUAUAGCAUAUUCAAAGAACAAGAGGCUCGCAAGAAAUCACGCGAAUCAAGCAGUGGCUCAGUGGCCGCGAACGGGGGUGCGCAAUAUCUUGUCAAGCUAGAGGCGGAAGCUGCCGAUACGGAAAUACUCUGCCGACUACCCAAGAGACCGAAUAUUCUCACGGGGUUGGACGACGACGGUAACACGACCAAAUUCUGCCUGCUAUCCGGUGUAGACAAGUCCGAGCUCUUGAAGGGUCUGCCGAAAACACGCCAGCCAACCUUGAUCCGCGUAUCCAUUGCACAGAAGGCUCUAUCCUCAACCUCUCUCUAUCCAACGCUUGGAUUUGACACCACCAUGCCGCAGUUUCGACCUGCCAAUUCGCCUUUGCCUCCUCCGUCAGCUCGACCAGGACAAGACGAGUAUCCAGUCUGGUACUUUUUUUAUGGCACUCUUGCCGAUGCCGGCAUCCUUUCACGCAUCAUAGGCCUUGGCAAAAAGGACGGAGAAACCCAGGUCGAAUACAAACGAGCCCGCAUUCGCCGCGGUAAGCUCUCUACGUGGGGGGGGAAAUAUCUGGCUUUGGUAGAUGCGGACCAAGAUUCCACUGUGGACGGAUGCGCAUAUCAGGUGAAGGACCAGAAUCAGGAGGAUUCACUCCGGGUGUACGAAACAGGCAAAUAUGAAGUGGUCCGGUGCACCAUGGAAGUGUUGGAUGGAGACGGGGGGUUUCUUCAGGGACUCACCUUCAGGCUCGCCUAG